AUGGCAUCAAUCAGCCGUCCACGAUUCUCAAUUUUGGUUAUCAAUCCAAAUACCUCUACUCAUAUGACCAGUGCACUGGUCCCCAUCCUUGACAACCUUGGGUAUACAGACAUCCACUUCGACUACUUCACAGCUCCGCAGUCUGAGACCGUCACACUCCCCGAUGGCCGAGUCAUUCACGGCAUACCCAGCAUAAAUUCGGGAGAAGACUCAGUUGUAUCCGCACUCCACUGCCGGCCAUUUGUGGAACCGCUAGUCGAAAAGUACGAUGGGUUCCUAGUCGCAUGCUAUUCAGCGCAUCCACUUGUCGGAAUGCUCAGAGAAGCUAUUGAAAAGCUGGAAGAUGCAGCUUUACUAGAGCUCGGGCCGACGGCAAACACAAAGAAGAAGUUCGUGACCGGGAUCUUCGAAGGAAGCAUUGUAACCUCUCUAUCACUGGUUAGCUCUUUCCAACUUACCUGGGACGGAGGGUUCGGCAAGUCGCAAGCCAAGGACACUUUUGGUAUCGUUACUACUGGGAGUAGUUGGAAGGUCGAGCUCAGCAAUGCUGUUUCGGAUAUGCUUGUUAAUUCCGGUAAUCAUAAGGGCUCUUCCAGUCGGUUCGCCGGCGUGGAAACCACAGGACUCACGGCUGUUGAAUUGCAUACUACUCCUCCUGAAGAAGUACGAAGGAGGAUUAUUGAGGCUACCGAAAGAUUAAUCAAAGCAAAUUCACGACCUGUCAGUGCGAUUUGCCUGGGAUGUGCUGGUAUGGCCGGCAUGGAGGAAGCGGUACGAGAAGGUUGCAUCAAAGCAUACGGCCGCAAGCAAGGUAGUCGGGUAAAGAUAGUUGAUGGCGUCGUGUCUGGUGCAGGGAUGCUCGUCACAGCAUGCAAAGCUGGCUUCUGA
Molecule: messenger RNA, 888 nt
Organism: Aspergillus nidulans FGSC A4
Lineage: Eukaryota; Fungi; Ascomycota; Eurotiomycetes; Eurotiales; Aspergillaceae
Product: aspartate/glutamate racemase family protein
Exons: 1
Coding region: 1-888 (295 amino acids)
Molecular function (GO): racemase and epimerase activity; amino-acid racemase activity
Source: RefSeq, a predicted model, not a curated record